AUGAAUAGAAAUUUGAUGCAAACGAAGUGCCGCGUGUCAAAGGAUCAUAUACAUUAUUUACAACGAAUCCUGCUUGAGCUACAGAUUAUCCUAAAAGAAGAAGAUGGCGGCUCAGAAAACAACAUCUUAGGAGUUUGGCACGACAGGUUUUGCCCUUCGGUAUUUUUGUAUCUGAGUAGUAUCGUUCCGGCCAUUUGGUUGUUGGAAUUAGAUCAAGUGGCGCGCAAACUCAACAUCAACAACAGCAACAACAAUAAUAGCAACGAAAAUAUUUUAAAAGAGGUUGCUGAGAACUUAGAUUUACCUGCAUUUAAUAUCGAUCCGGACACAUGGAUUACACUGAUCGAGCAAUUUUUAAUGUUGAUUUUAAUCGUUGGACGUUGGAUGUUGCCGAAAGGCGAUUUGACGCGUGACCAGUUGAGCCAAUUGCUAUUGGUUUACAUAGGCACUGCUGCUGAUAUCAUGGAGUUUUUCGAGUCCUACAAAGAUGUCAACAUUAUAAAAAUACCGCUACUGGUUUUUCUAACUCUGGGAAUUUGGUCCUGGAGCUUAAUGCAAUUCACAAUUGUACUAUCAGCGACGAGAGCACGUCGGCCGCGCGGUAGUGGCCUACAUCAUAAUGACGGAGCCACUGACUGCUGUGACGGCUGCUGUUGUGGCAUCGAUGUCUGGGCUAUUGUGCUCAAUGUGAUAUUGCAGGAUGCGCCAUUCCUAACGCUACGGAUGCUGAUUAUUUUCCAGUAUAAAAUUCUAAAUUAUAUGAGCGCGUUUUUUACAUGUAAAAAUACUUUAGUAAUUGUUUUGCAGUUGUAUCGUCUCUAUGUAGUAAAUGCCGAAUUCUGGAAGAAUCGGCGCGAGCAAAAGUCUGGUGGCAAUAAAUCGCAGCAUUACAAAUCGCGUCGCCGCGCCCAAGAUCCGGAUGCGAAUAGCAUUUAUAUGAUAUCAACAGAACGUGGCACCGACGUCAAGCGGAAGAUACAAAAAGCGCGUGACUAUGCGGAGGAUGAGUUCGUUACGCGCAAAAAGAACAAAAAGGAUAAAUCCAAAAAUCACAAGCGCAAGGACACCGGCUACUCUACUGCCAGUUCACAAAAUCUUUAUUCUACGAAAAUUGUUGAUGAGCGCAGCAAUCGCCACAAGGAUAAGAAGGGCGGCAAAAAGGCCAAGAAACGUGAACGCAGCAACUCGUCCAUUGAAAGUGACAUAGUUGAAGUGAGGAAGGCAAAACGUGGCGCUACCAGCGGCGGCGGCGGUAAAAAAUCGGAUAAGAAGGACAAGAAAAAAAAAUCGAAAAAAAUUGAACCCGUCUUGGAGGAGACCAGCAGCUCCAGUUCGUCGACAACACCGAGCAGUUCAUCGGAUUCCAGCAAUUCUACAUUGCCCAGUUAUGAAGUGAUCGCGGAGCGUAAAUUGAAACGUCACAAGCGAUCACAUAGCUCAUCGGAGAGCACUUCCACAGAUUCAUCGGAUACAACAACAUCGUCGUCAUCGUCAACGUCGUCGUCAUCAUCAUCGUCGUAAAUGUAAUUACAAAACAAAAAAAAGGAAAACAAAAAAAACCCAAAAAGACACUCAAAUACACACAUGAAUGCAAUUAUUGUAAUUACGCUUGCUGCGAUGUGUUGUUGUUGCCUUAUUGCUGUUUUGAUGACGAUAUUUGUACAGACAUACAUUCAAAUGCAUGGAUCUCCACAGUUGUAAUCAGAAUUCGAAGAGAGAACAGCACUAACAUUUGGCAGUAGCCAAUAAAAGAUGGUUUCGUUUGUUUUUAUAAAUUUAGAAAAUGGGCACUUGGAGGCGUGUAAACGAUCCUGAAAGAUAAUAAAAUUUAUUGUAAAUUUGAGAAAUGAUUUUAUAGGAGUGAUGAGCGAUGCAUUUGUGGCAUCUAAAGCGAUAUUUUGUACGAUUUAUACGACCCUGUUUUGUAAAGGAAAAUGCGUUUAUCUACGCAGGUAAACCUUAUUUGAAAUUACAGGUAUCCCUCGUAUAACGCGAUAGUUACGUUCCAGAAGAAUUGCGCGUUAUGUAAUUCCGCGUUAUCUAAAACAUAGUUUUCAUAUAAAUUUGGGGGUUAUGUUCCAAUAGGUUUUUUUUUAAUAAAAUACAUACAAAAUAACAGAUGCACAUAUAUUUCAACUCAAUACUAAAGUUCAGACUUUCUUAUACAAUUAAAAACACAAAACAAAAAAUUUAAAAACAAACUAAAACAAAUUAAAGGUUUAUUAAAAACUUUAUUGUUAUUCUUCAAACUUCAUAUGGUAAUAUAAUUAAUCUGUUUCACUGUCUUCAAAGAUCUUUGCACGUGGGCGUUUUGGGGGAGCAAUAGCUUCAUCAGAAGAUAUUUCUUCAACAUAGUUUUCGCUAUUGGAUAAGAAACUAAUUGUGGGACCUAGUGGUUCUUCUACUGGUUUUAUAAUUGCAAAAUCUGUUAUCAGUUUUUGGUGGGUGGUUUUUUUAAGUUCCUUUUCAAUUUCGUAAUAAGGUGCUAGAUUAAUAUCUAUUCUAUCUAUCUAAGGCAAAAAAGGGUAAUUCCCGGUUUACAUUAAAAAUUCAUUACAUAUUAUAAAUAUGUGGUACGCAAAUUAGUGUUACCAGAUUUUAUAAUUAUGUAUUUUCCCCUCGCGUUGUACUGAAACCUAAUUUUUCCAAAUCGCGUUAUAUCGAAACCGCGUUUUAUAAGACCGCGUUAUACAAAGGAUACCUGUAUUUGUAUGUAUUGCAUAAAUGUAUGCACAUACAUUCGUAGGUUUAAGCGAAUUUA
Anastrepha ludens (Mexican fruit fly) is the source of this 2761-nucleotide messenger RNA. RefSeq lists its product as uncharacterized. The transcript has 9 exons. The record is from RefSeq and is a predicted model, not a curated record. NCBI's taxonomy places the organism in Eukaryota, Metazoa, Arthropoda, Insecta, Diptera, Tephritidae. Bases 1 to 1521 code for a protein of 506 amino acids.